Lentinula edodes (shiitake mushroom) is the source of this 2103-nucleotide messenger RNA. RefSeq names its product long-chain-fatty-acid-CoA-ligase. Gene Ontology annotation, molecular function: long-chain fatty acid-CoA ligase activity. The record is from RefSeq and is a predicted model, not a curated record. Bases 1 to 2103 code for a protein of 700 amino acids. Gene Ontology annotation, biological process: long-chain fatty acid metabolic process; long-chain fatty-acyl-CoA metabolic process. NCBI's taxonomy places the organism in Eukaryota, Fungi, Basidiomycota, Agaricomycetes, Agaricales, Omphalotaceae. The transcript has 6 exons. Gene Ontology annotation, cellular component: plasma membrane; endoplasmic reticulum; lipid droplet.
AUGCCCGUCCAUACGAAUAAACCAGGCUACUUUGGUAAAGGCUCCGUUGAAAUUGGGCCAGCAGCGGGACCCGGGGAAGGUCCAAUUCGACGUAUAGCAAUAUCUUCAGAAAGCCUUAUAACACAGCCGUUUGAAGGUAUCAAGACUGUAUACGACGUCCUCGAAUAUGCUGCCCGUACACAUGGAACACGGAGAGCUCUUGGCUGGCGUGAUAUUGUGGAUAUUCAUGAAGAGGAGAAGGAAGUCAAGAAAGUUGUAGGUGGAAAAGAAGUCACAGAGAAGAAGAAGUGGAAAUACUUUCAGCUCAGCGACUACAAGUAUAUCAACUUUAUCGAGCUCAAGGAUGCUGUUUCAGAAAUCGCGAGGGGUUUAGUUGAAAUUGGCGUUACUUCAGAUGAUGUAUUCAACAUAUUCUCCCAAACGAGUGUCAACUGGCAACUAAUGGCUAAUGCUUGUGGUUCAAUCUCAACGACCAUAGCUACAGCCUACGAUACCCUUGGUGAAUCUGGGUUGACGCAUUCAUUAAAUGAACCAGAGUGUGUAGGUCUCUUUACCAACGCAGAACUUCUCCCGACGCUCUACAAAGUUCUCGCCAAUACACCGUCAAUCAAAUUCGUCGUUUACGACGGCGAACCCUCCGAAAACCUCGUUGGAGACAUCAACGCGGUUCGCGAAUCCAUCCAGGUCUUUUCCAUCGACGAAAUUCGAGAACUGGGCAAAUCAAAACCCACGGAACCUCUUAGAGCUCGCCUUCCAAAACCAGAGACGAUGGCUUGUAUAAUGUACACUAGUGGCUCUACUGGACCACCGAAGGGUGUUUGUAUCACUCAUGCCAACCUGGUGGCAUCUAUCGGUGCUGUAUAUAAGCUCCUUGGCCACCACCUCACCUACGACGACACGUAUCUCGCUUAUCUCCCUCUCGCUCAUGUUCUCGAGUACAUCGUAGAGCUCAUCAUGCUCUUUGUUGGCAUGACCUCUGGCUACGGUCGCGUCAAGACCCUUACCGACGCCUCUGUGCGCCAGUGUAAAGGAGACCUGGCCGCAUUCCAGCCGAGUAUCAUGGUCGGUGUCCCUGCUGUCUGGGAGACGAUCCGGAAGGGAAUUGUCGCCAAAGUUAAUGCUGGAGGAACGGUCAGAAAAAGCGUCUUCAAUGGUGCGAUGUCAUUGAAGAAGAACGGUGUUCCUGUAUUGUCACAAGUGGCGGACAGUGUUGUGCUCAAAAAUGUGCGGGCGGCGACAGGAGGCAGACUACGAAUCACUUUAUCUGGUGGUGCUGCUCUCAGCCACGAGACGCAGAAGUUCCUAGAUACUGCAUUGGUAAUGAUCUUACAAGGGUACGGGAUGACUGAAUCCUGUGGAAUGUGUGCGAUCCUACCUCCGGAAAUGAUGCGUUACAGCAGUGUCGGUCUUCCGGUUCCUUCGAUAGAGAUCAAGUUACUGGACGUCAAGGAGGCUGGAUAUUUAUCAACAAACAAACCUCCCCAGGGUGAAGUUUGCAUUCGGGGUCCUUCGGUUACCAAGGGAUAUUAUAAGCGACCGGAUCUGAAUAAUGACGAGACAAUUUUCACGAAAGACGGCUGGUUAAGGACAGGUGAUGUUGGUCAGUGGAAUGAAGAUGGAACGUUGAGCUUGAUUGACCGGGUGAAGAACCUAAUCAAGCUUCAAGGUGGCGAGUAUAUUGCCCUCGAACGACUAGAAUCGACGUAUAAAGCAUGCAAUUACGUCGGCAACAUUUGUGUACACGCGACUCCUGAUGCCAAGCAACCUAUCGCUAUCAUCAUCCCGCACGAAGUACACCUGCGACACGCACUACAGAACAUAUCUGGUGUCGACUCUUCACGAUCACUCCCUGAGCUUUGUCACGAUCCCAAAGUGGCUGAGCUUGUACUGAAAGAGUGUAAUGCUAUUGGGAAGAAGAAUGGAUUUAAGCCUAUGGAAAUUCUUCAGGCUGUCAUUCUCACGCCAGAAGAAUGGACACCGGAGAACGGAUUGGUGACGGCUGCGCAGAAGAUUCAGAGGAACAAGAUCGCGAAAGAGUUUGCUCAGGAGAUCGAGGUGUGUUUGGCUCCUAUCUUUCCUCCUUACCUCCCACUUCCAGGCUAA